GUUGGUGCGAUUGCGCUCAACGUCCCCCCAUGAAAGACGUCCAUUCAAUUCUGUAAAUUUAAAAAGUAAAUCGCAGUUCACUGGUAGUUUUCUUGAGGAUUAUCCAAGAUGAUUGAACCCAAGAAGAGAGCGUCGGACAUGGCGGUGGUUCCCGCUGCGGUGAAGCGGCCCCGGACGGAGCUAGUGUCCGCGGCUCAGUCUCAACAACUCGUGGCCAUGGGUCCUCCACGGAGCUCCAGCUUGCAGGCUCCCAUCAUGCUGAUGUCUGGCCAUGAGGGUGAAGUGUACUGCUGCAAGUUUCAUCCCAACGGAGCCACGCUGGCCUCCUCAGGGUUUGACAGGCUCAUAUUGUUGUGGAAUGUAUAUGGAGAAUGUGAAAAUUAUGCCACUCUGAAAGGACACAGUGGAGCAGUGAUGGAGCUGCACUACAACACAGAUGGCAGUAUGCUGUUUUCUGCCAGCACAGAUAAGACUGUAGGUGUGUGGGACAGUGAAACAGGCGAAAGGAUUAAGCGUCUGAAGGGCCACACCUCAUUCGUUAAUACCUGCUACCCAGCCCGCCGAGGGCCCCAGCUGGUGUGCACCGGCAGUGACGAUGGGACAGUCAAGCUGUGGGAUAUCCGUAAGAAAGGAGCAAUCCACACUUUUCAGAACACCUAUCAGGUACUGGCCGUCACCUUCAAUGAUACCAGUGAUCAGAUCCUGUCAGGAGGCAUCGACAACGACAUUAAGGUGUGGGACCUGAGGCAAAAUAAACUGAUCUAUAGUAUGCAUGGCCACGGAGACUCAGUGACUGGACUCAGCUUGAGCUCAGAGGGAUCAUACCUUCUUUCUAACUCGAUGGAUAACACAGUCCGUAUUUGGGAUGUUCGACCAUUUGCUCCCAAGGAGAGAUGUGUGAAGAUUUUCCAGGGCAAUGUACACAACUUUGAAAAGAAUCUGCUGAGGUGCUCUUGGUCGACUGAUGGCAGUAAGAUCGCUGCAGGUUCAGCUGACAGAUUUGUGUAUAUUUGGGACACCACAUCACGUAGAAUCCUGUACAAGCUGCCAGGCCAUGCCGGCUCUGUCAACGAGGUGGUCUUUCACCCCGAGGAGCCUGUAGUGCUGUCUGGCGCCAGUGAUAAACGGCUCUACAUGGGAGAAAUCCAGUAAUGUGUGUGUGUGUGCACUUAGAUGAGUGUGUAUGUGUGUGUGUUAGUGCGAGAGCAAGGGACUGUCCUGCCUCGGAUUCGGAUGGGUGGCGUUCAGCAGCGGGUUGAGAGUCUCUGUAAUUUGUGUGCUCCAGCUUGUCACAGAACAACCUCAGGACGUGUGUUUGAAGUUUAUUUGGCUCAGUCACAACAACCUUGAACUGAUUCAUUUUUUAUUGAUUUAUGUUUUCUUUUUAAUAAACUUCAGUAUUCUUAAAAAAAAAAAACACU
Sphaeramia orbicularis (orbiculate cardinalfish) is the source of this 1421-nucleotide messenger RNA. RefSeq names its product small nuclear ribonucleoprotein 40 (U5) (gene snrnp40). Gene Ontology annotation, molecular function: RNA binding; protein binding. Bases 109 to 1152 code for a protein of 347 amino acids. NCBI's taxonomy places the organism in Eukaryota, Metazoa, Chordata, Actinopteri, Kurtiformes, Apogonidae. Gene Ontology annotation, cellular component: catalytic step 2 spliceosome. The transcript is spliced from 10 exons. The record is from RefSeq and is a predicted model, not a curated record.